AUGCUCUCCUUCAUCUUUCUGCUCCUCCUCGUUCCACAUGUGUGGUUCUCCUCGACACAUAUAGCAGUGAUCUCCCCUCAGGAUCCAGUCCUGCCUAUUGGCUCUAACCUGACAGCCGCAUGCACACUGAGCCCUGAGCUUGGCCUCCACUCGAGCACAUUGUACUGGACACUUAACGGGAAGCGUCUGCCCAUCAGCUCCUACAGCGUGGUGUCCUCCGACACACUGAGCGUCACCCUCCACAACCUGAAUGGCUCCCAGCAGAAGUCUGGAGACAACCUGGUGUGUCAUGGAGCAGAUGGCCAUGUCCUGAGCGGCUCUUGUCUCUAUGUGGGCACGUCUCCAGAGCAACCGGUCAAUUUAACGUGCUGGUCCCGCAACGCCAAGGACCUGAGCUGCAGGUGGAGCCCGGGGGGGCGGGGCGAGUCCCACAUCCGAACCAGAUACACCCUCAAGUACAAACUGAGGUGGUACAGCAGAGAGAAGGAGUGUGAGAAUUACAACUCAGGGAAACAGCGUCACUCCUGCUACAUCCCCCGCAACCUCGCCCUCUUCACGCCCUACGAGAUCUGGGUGGAGGCGACCAAUCAGCUGGGCUCCGCCACCUCUGACGUCACCACCCUGGACAUCCUGGAUGUAGUGACCACAGACCCCCCGUCCAGCGUGCAGGUGAGUCGGGUGGGCGACCUCGAAGAUCAGCUGACAGUUCGCUGGUCCAGCCCCCCCGAUCUCAGGGACAUCCUGUUUCAGGCCAAGUAUCAGAUCCGCUACAGACUGGAGGACAGCACUGAAUGGAAGGUGGUGGAUGAUGUUGGUAACCAGACAUCAUGUCGGCUGGCGGGCCUCCAGCCGGGAACCGUGUAUUUUGUCCAGGUGAGGUGCAACCCAGUGGGCAUCUAUGGCUCCAAGAAAGCUGGCAUCUGGAGCGACUGGAGUCACCAGACUGCUGCCUCCACUCCCUCUCCCAGUGAGCGCCUGCAGAGCGGCUCUUGUGAGUCCAAGCCCAGUGAGCAGAACUCCACCCUGCGGAGGGAACUCAAGCAGUUCUUCGGCUGGGUCCGCAAGCACGCAUACGGCUGCAGUGGCAUGUCAAUCAAACUGUAUGAUCAGUGGAGGGUGUGGCUGCAGAAAUCCCACAAAACGCGCAACCAGGACCUCCUUUCACAACCCAAUGGCACGCAGAGCCGCGGCAUCUCCGUGUGCACGUCAGAGACUUUGUGGAGAGUUCAGCCACAUCCUCUGCUGCUCAGUCCUUGA
Limanda limanda (common dab) is the source of this 1257-nucleotide messenger RNA. It is a transcript of the gene crlf1b, whose product is annotated as cytokine receptor-like factor 1b. Gene Ontology annotation, biological process: cytokine-mediated signaling pathway. Gene Ontology annotation, molecular function: protein binding; cytokine receptor activity. Gene Ontology annotation, cellular component: external side of plasma membrane. Lineage: Eukaryota; Metazoa; Chordata; Actinopteri; Pleuronectiformes; Pleuronectidae. The transcript is spliced from 8 exons. The record is from RefSeq and is a predicted model, not a curated record. The coding region runs from base 1 to 1257 and encodes 418 amino acids.